UAUGCCAGGAGACUUUGACAGCACCAUCGUUCGUGUUUCCAUGGAAACAGUGGCCUCUGCCUGGGAACAUGGCCCCUCAAACCUUUGUGACUUUGAUGAGAGCAGGAAGAUGCUGUGGGAAUCUUAUUGUGUUGUCACUCCUCCUGCUGGUCUAACGUGGACACAGCAGCUCUCUCCUCACAUCCAGAGGAACAAACAGCUCCAGGACACUUUGCUGCAGAGGGAGGAGGAGCUGGUCAGGCUGCAGGAGGAGAACAAGAAACUCAGAGGAUUCCUCAAUUCCUCUUUUGUGAGGAACCUGCAGGAAAAAGCUAAGAAACUAACCGCAGACAGGAGAAGAAAGCUGAAAAGGAACCUGAAGAACUCUGUUCACGAACUAUCCCAAACCUGCAGUCAUUCCUUCUCCCAACAGAUCACCAGGAGACUCUGCAGAAACCUGACAGCUGAGUUCUGCUCCGAGUCCUCCGAGGGGCCAGCUUGUUCAGAACCAAACCUUGAUCUGUGGGUCCUGCGAACGUUAGGCUUGAAGGACAGAAACACCAUAGAUACUUCAGGUGAAUCCCCAUCUGAAUACAACUUCAGAAAUCUGGUUUAUGAUGAUGGCAUCAACUCAACGCUGCCUGCAGAACACACACCCAGCUUCACUUUCAACUCCCCAGUGCCCUUGUCUACACUGCCCUCUGUCCAAAGUUACUGCCAAACUCUUGCAGGGGAGACGGACUAUAGAUCGUCUGAACCUGGCUAUGCUGCCAUGCCAACUCAGACCUGUUCAGGAUCUCCAGAAAACUUCACUGCCCCUGUGCUGACUGAAUUUCAGCCAGACAGACCUGAGACCUGCUGUAUCAGUGGAUCCCAACCGCUGCAGACAAGCUCUAGAAUGAUCUCUUCCAACUGGUUUCCACAUCCAGACUACUGGACUCCAUCCGACCCUGACUUUGUCUCUUUCGACUCAUCCUCCAGCUCAGUACUCUGCGAAUCUCAGCUGCCUUCUAGUGAUUUCAGCCCCACAAUUCAGCCAGAUAUAUCUCAGCCCUCCAAACCUCCUCAGACACAUCACAAAGGAACUGAUUUGGCUUUCAGCAUGUCCCUCAGCCCGUCCAGUAGUGUGAAGACUCACAGCUUCCCCCAGGGACAAGCCUUUAUCAGGAAGGACCCAGGGGGUCGGUGGAACUUUACCUGGGUUCCUCGACAGGAACCGUGACAAACCUAAAGAUUUCUCAUCAAAUAAUGUAGAAAACUCCAGUUUUAACCUGUUGAUUGUAUUCCUAACAGGCCCAUAAGUGUGAUCCAUCCUGGUGACUGAAAUGUACAAAGUACAGUAGUUUAUUAAUUCUGCUUGUUGAUUAAGGAAAACCUGGACCAGGAAUUAUAAAAUGAACAGGAACAGGAAUGAAACAUGCUUCAGGUAUUUUGACGAA
Molecule: messenger RNA, 1418 nt
Organism: Cyprinodon variegatus (sheepshead minnow)
Lineage: Eukaryota; Metazoa; Chordata; Actinopteri; Cyprinodontiformes; Cyprinodontidae
Gene: gmnc
Product: geminin coiled-coil domain containing
Exons: 4
Coding region: 2-1201 (399 amino acids)
Biological process (GO): negative regulation of cell cycle; negative regulation of DNA replication
Cellular component (GO): nucleus
Source: RefSeq, a predicted model, not a curated record